Camellia sinensis is the source of this 2424-nucleotide messenger RNA. NCBI's taxonomy places the organism in Eukaryota, Viridiplantae, Streptophyta, Magnoliopsida, Ericales, Theaceae. The record is from RefSeq and is a predicted model, not a curated record.
AUGGUUAGGCCCACCUUAAAUGGCCCCUUUAAGUCAAUUGGGGAAGGCCAUGAUUCAGGAUUUUUGGAAGCGGAAUUUUCAGAAGAGGAAAUCUUAAGUGCUAUUAAAUCUUGUGGAGGGAACAAGGCCCUCGGGCCUGAUGGUUUUAAUAUGAGUUUUUUUCAGAAAUGCUGGCAUAUAGUGAAGGAGGAUGUCUUUCUAUUUAUGAGGGACUUUCAUCAAAAUGCCAAGUUGGUUAGAGGGUUAAACAGUUCCUUCAUAGCUUUAAUCCCAAAAAAUGAGAACCCAGCUAGCCUAAAUGAAUAUAGGCCCAUCAACUUAGUAGGCUCCAUGUACAAGAUAUUGGCCAAGAUACUAUCAAAUAGGUUGAAACAGGUGCUGCCUAGGAUCAUAAGUGAAACUCAAUCAGCAUUUAUGAGGGGCAGAAACAUUUUAGAUGGUAUACUUAUUGCUAACGAGAUAGUAGAUGGGUGGAACAAGGCUAGAGGAUGUGGAAUUGUGCUUAAACUGGAUUUUCAUAAAGCUUAUGAUUCUGUCAAUUGGGAAUUUUUGUUUUCUAUCUUAUUUAAUUUUGGUUUUGGUCCUAAGUGGAUGAGUUGGAUGAAGGAAUGUGUUGCUUCUAUAAGAACUUCAGUGUUGGUUAAUAGGUCACCAACUCCUAAAUUUUGUCCACAGAGGGGUCUUCGACAGGGAGACCCACUGUCACCUUUUCUGUUCAUCAUUGUAGCUGAAACACUUAACAUCUUACUGGGUAGAGCUAAAAACUUGGGUCUGAUUAAAGGUGCGUCUGUUGGGCCCAGUGGUCUUCAAAUCACUCAUUUACAAUUUGCGGAUGAUACCAUUUUGUUCUGUGAAGCUGACUGGGCAAAAAUAGUUAAUAUAAAACGAAUCCUCAGGUGCUUUGAAGUCUUGUCAGGACUUAGAAUUAAAUUUAAGAAAAGUGUGGUCUAUGGGGUAGGGAUUCCGGAUAAGCUGGGUAAGGAUUUGGCAAUAAGGUUGAAUUGUAAAUAUCAGAAAUUGCCCAUCAAAUACUUGGGGCUACCAUUAGGGGCCAGCCCAAGUAGUAGUAGAACUUGGCUGCCAGUGAUUGAUAAGUGUAAGCAAAAACUUGCUUCUUGGAAGAGAAGAUAUUUAUCCUUUACAGGUCGGUUGACCUUGAUUAAGUCUGUUCUUGCUAGCUUACCUAUUUUUUAUUUCUCAAUCUUCAAGAUGCUUGAGAUAGUAGCAAAAAACAUGGAAAGUAUUCAAUCUGCUUUUCUUUGGGAUGACUCAGAUUUAAGAAGGAAAGUGCACUUGUGGUGGUGGAGGUUUGGUGCUGAAGAGAAUUCCCUUUGGAAGGAUGUUAUAUGUGGAAAGUACAGGGAGCCAGGUUGGGCAUGGUUUCCUUCUACUGAGAGGGCUAGCAGGUUGUCCAAGAUUUGGGGUGACAUAAUUCGCACUGUGGCUUCUAGGGCAAAUCUUAUGCAAUUUUUUAGGAGUAAUACUGUAGUCAAGAUUGGGGAUGGUAGAAGAAUUAGAUUUUGGUCUGACUGUUGGUCAGAGGGUGUAUGUCUUAGAGAUGAGUUUCCUAGACUCUACUCUCUAUCAGUUGAUAAAGUAGGGUAUGUAUUCAUGUUUCACAGCAAUAGAGAUGCAUAUGGAAAUUGGGUGUUUAAUUUUAGGAGGCCUCUCUUUGCUUGGGAGGAAGAGGAGUUAAGUAGAUUGCUAGUGCAUCUCAGCAGUACCCCUUUGCUCAAAGCUAAUGUUGCUAAUUGUUUAACUUGGAAUACAGAUACAUCUGGUUGCUUCAGUGUCUCAUCUGCCUACCAGUGGUUUGAACUGGGUUUUGGUUCUACUAGUUUGAUUUCUAGAUCUUUGUGGAAGGCUCCUUCACCACCAAGAGCGCAAUUCUUUGGUUGGUUGGUUUGGAGGGGUAGAAUCAAGUCUGCUAGUUGCGGAGGAUUGAGGGUGGGGGCUGCAAUGGGCUUCACCAGGUUCAGUUCAGAGUAUUCUUCAGUGAUGAGGAAUGACUGUGUGUUUAAUGAGGUGGAGCCUAAUUUUAUAGCUCUAUGUGAAACCGUUGAGAUACGAAUUGCCUUGUGGGUUAAGUCCUUUGUCCCAAACUUGAACUACUCUGUCCAUGAUCUGGUGCAUAAUCUGCAACAGCUCAACAGGUUAUCAGCACAUCAGGUUCUGGUGUUUGGUUCUACUAGUUUUAUCAGCAUAUCAAGUGCAGCCAUUGAUCGUUGUUUUGAAGGUUUGCUUUAUUGUACUAGUCUGGAUACUGCUGUGUUGGUGUGCUCUGGUUGUAUGCUAGUUUGCUGGUCUGCUGCUUGUAGAGGAACUCUGCUGCUUGAAUGGAAAACUCUGCUGUUUGGAGAUGAUGUUGAGGGUAAUGCAUAUACCAUGAUUGAUCCUCCAGGAGCUGAUGUGUCUCAGGUCUAG